AUGGCGCAGGUGGGGAAGUUUAAGUACUUCUGGGUCGUGUUUACUGGUGAAGGAAAGUUGGAGGAAGAGAUCGGCCGAUCGAUUGGAGUAGCCAGUGGCGUUUUGCGUGUACUAGCCCGAACGGUUGUGACUAAAGCAGAGCUGAAUUUGAAAACUAAACUCUCGGUGUUCAAGUUGAUCUUCUUGCUAAUACCUAUCUACGGUCAUAAGUUGUGGAUCAGUGCCAGUGCUGAAAGGUUUCGACUUAACGCAUUUACUCCGCCGCAGAACCUGUUAUCAAUAUGUAGUGAUUGGAGAGCCCGUAGCAACAGGACGUCGAUCACAGAUGAUUGCAGGCAGACCCAUAGAUUGUUGCCUUGGGAUCUGGUAAUAGGCUUUGCACAGGUCUACGAAGCACGUGUACACCGGAUGUGCAAACUCGCACGAUUUCUUAACAAUCUGGCGUAG
Molecule: messenger RNA, 447 nt
Organism: Soboliphyme baturini
Lineage: Eukaryota; Metazoa; Nematoda; Enoplea; Dioctophymatida; Soboliphymatidae
Source: the annotation of a GenBank genome assembly